Fulvia fulva is the source of this 1821-nucleotide messenger RNA. Its product is annotated as Translation initiation factor RLI1. NCBI's taxonomy places the organism in Eukaryota, Fungi, Ascomycota, Dothideomycetes, Mycosphaerellales, Mycosphaerellaceae. The record is from RefSeq and is a predicted model, not a curated record. The transcript is spliced from 2 exons. Gene Ontology annotation, biological process: translational termination; ribosomal subunit export from nucleus; translational initiation. The coding region runs from base 1 to 1821 and encodes 606 amino acids. Gene Ontology annotation, molecular function: ribosomal small subunit binding; ATP hydrolysis activity; iron ion binding.
AUGUCGGACAAACUGACGCGUAUCGCCAUCGUCAACUCGGACAAGUGCAAGCCCAAGAAGUGCAGGCAAGAAUGCAAGAAGUCAUGUCCAGUCGUGCGGACGGGCAAGCUGUGCAUCGAAGUUGACGCCUCCUCCAAGAUCGCCUUCAUUUCCGAACGACUAUGCAUUGGAUGCGGUAUCUGCCCCAAGAAGUGCCCGUUCGACGCCAUCAACAUCAUCAACCUGCCCACCAACCUCGAGACUCAGGUCACCCACCGAUACAGCGCCAACAGCUUCAAGCUUCACCGACUUCCAAUGCCAAGGCCGGGACAGGUGCUGGGUCUGGUGGGGACGAACGGUAUUGGAAAGAGUACAGCAUUGAAGAUCUUGGCUGGAAAGAUGAAGCCAAACUUGGGCAUGUACGACAACCCGCCGGACUGGGAAGAGGUGCUCAAGAAGUUCCGAGGAUCUGAAUUGCAGAACUACUUCACAAAGGUGCUGGAAGACGACUUGAAGGCUGUCACCAAGCCACAAUAUGUGGACCAGAUCCCAAAGGCAAUCAAGGGCACCGACAGGGCAGUCGGCCACAUCAUUAGCCAACGGUCUCAGGUGGACGAAGCACGACUCGACGAGAUUACGACCGAGCUGGAGUUGAAGCAGGUCUGGGACCGUGAUGUUGAUCUCCUGUCUGGUGGAGAGCUGCAACGUUUUGCCAUCGCCAUGGUCUGCGUACAAAAAGCCGACGUCUACAUGUUCGACGAGCCUUCUUCCUUUUUGGAUGUCAAGCAACGUUUGGCCGCUGGUCGCAUCAUCCGCAGUCUCCUCGGGCCAAACUCAUAUGUCAUCGUUGUUGAGCACGACUUGUCUAUCCUGGACUACCUUUCAGAUUAUAUCUGUGUACUCUACGGAAAGCCGGCCGUCUAUGGUGUCGUCACCGCUCCUUUCUCCGUCCGUGAAGGUAUCAACAUCUUCCUCGACGGUAACAUCCCAACCGAGAACUUGCGUUUCCGUGAGGAGUCCCUCACCUUCAGAGUCGGCGAGGCCGGCGAAGAGUAUCUCGCCGACAAGAACCGUGCUUAUGGAUACCCCGACAUGUCCUGCACAAUGGGUAGCUUCAACCUGACCGUCAAGGCUGGUGACUUUACAGAUUCUGAGAUCCUGGUCAUGAUGGGAGAGAACGGUACUGGAAAGACCACUUUCUGUAAGAUGCUUGCGGGCGCCCUGAAGCCUGACGACGGCAAGAAAAUUCCCCCGAUGAACAUCAGCAUGAAGCCACAGAAGAUCACGCCCAAGUUCACUGGUACUGUGAGACAAUUGUUCUUCAAGAAGAUCAAGGCCGCGUUCUUGUCGCCACAGUUCCAGACCGACGUCUACAAGCCACUCAAGAUGGAUGACUUCAUCGACCAGGAAGUGCAGAACUUGUCCGGUGGUGAACUGCAGCGUGUCGCCAUCGUGCUUGCGCUCGGUAUCCCAGCCGACAUCUACCUGAUCGAUGAGCCGUCUGCCUACCUCGAUUCCGAGCAACGUAUCAUCGCAGCCCGUGUCAUCAAGCGAUUCAUCAUGCACUCCAAGAAGACCGCCUUCGUCGUCGAGCACGAUUUCAUCAUGGCCACUUAUCUUGCAGACCGUGUCAUUGUCUUCGAUGGUCAACCAUCCAAGAAGUCUCGCGCAAACACACCCGAGAGCUUGUUGACUGGCUGCAACAAAUUCUUGAAGAACUUGGACGUCACUUUCCGUCGUGAUCCAAACACGUACCGCCCACGUAUCAACAAGCUCGACUCUCAGCUGGACCACGAGCAGAAGGCCAAUGGUAACUACUUCUUCUUGGAGGAGGAGUCCUGA